AUGGUUGGAUCGUCACCCUCCCCCAGUUCAGGCCUGUUGGCUGCAUGCAUGGCGCCUCCGAAUCCCGUCAUCCUAUCGACCCCCUUGACGACAACGGGCAUAUCGCCCACCGGCUUGCUUACGCACGCGACUAUGCCACCGGCGCCGAUGACGAUGAACGACACCUUCGACUUCGCACCUGGUUCGAUGCUGGAUGAUGGGAUGAGGUUGCAGCUACAGAGCGUCUACUUUGACCAGUUCCAUCCACAAUGGCCGAUGCUACACCGCGAGACUUUCGAGUCGACGUUACAACCCAAGUUAUUGAUGCAAGCCGUGAUUACUGUUGGUUUGUGGUUUUCUUCAGCACCGGGGUCGAAAGACCUCGCCGUCAGAUUCCAUGAUCACCUGCUCGCAGAGGUGGGCAACAGAAUUCUCGAGCUCCUAGAACAAUCGAGACAAGGCUUGCUCUCCCCACGGCUAGACUUGCUACCCAUAUUCCAAGCAAUGCUGAUUUCGACAAUCUUGGUCCCGUAUCGAGCAGACAAAACAAUGGAGAAUGUGAUGAUGACACAUUCCAUGCUGCUAGAAACGUUUAAGGCUACCGGAAUAUACGAUCAGGCGAAGAUUAACGCGGCCUCGCAUCUUUGCGGAACCAGUGGAUAUCCGUGGGUUUUCCGGGAAUCAUAUCAGCGUCUCGCAGUUUUCCAGUUCAAACUUCAUUUGAUUCUUCAAGCCGUUUUCAUUACAAUAUACCCCGCUUUACGAAUAUCCCGAAACGCAGAACCAGCCAUGCUCCGAGUCAAGGUGCCGAUGCCCUUGAUGAUGUGGGACGGCCCGGCUGCACAGUGGUUUGGCAUGAUACCGACAGAUCCAGAACUGCUCGACGACGGCGACGACGAUGUGCUGGUUAUCAGCAAAAUGUGCGAUAAGGCGAUCAUGAUGAUGGACAACAAGCCACUUCUCCCGCUACUUUCGUGGGACCGGUGCCUGGGCAUGGCCAUCUGGUUUCCAAACAUGGGCGAUACCGUCAACUGGACCCGCGUUCUCCAACUCGUCAAUGUGGUUGGAGCCGCGCAUCUCGCAGGAUAUCACUGGGCAAGCGACCAAAUCGCAAUGCACAACAUUCUUCAACUCCGGGACAAGGACAUCAUAACUCAGCAGUGGUUCCGUGGCUGGGACUUCGGCCGGGUGUACGGCCCCGCUAUGGUGAUCGGCACCGCCUCCGUGUUUGGCUUCCUUGCUUGGAAAGAUGGCACUCAAAGCCCGAGCUUCAUUUACAACCUCGCCGCGUCGGUGCUCAUGGGAUUCGUUGGGCCCUACACCCAGAUUCGCGUCUUUCCCGUCAACGACAAACUCCUUGCCGAACACGAUCGCAUCGUCAAGGGAGGCAAAAAGGCAGAUGAGCAGGCCAAGGGCGCCAGCUACGAGGAAGUGCGGCAGUGGGCCGUCGACUGGAAGAGAUUGGACUUGCACCGGCAAAUGCUUGCCUUCUCUGCCGUUGUGGCUGGUCUAAUCGCGGCCCUGAGAACGUGA
Messenger RNA from Colletotrichum karsti, 1512 nucleotides. RefSeq names its product C2H2 type zinc finger domain protein. The transcript is spliced from 6 exons. Gene Ontology annotation, molecular function: DNA binding; zinc ion binding. The record is from RefSeq and is a predicted model, not a curated record. The coding region runs from base 1 to 1512 and encodes 503 amino acids. Gene Ontology annotation, biological process: DNA-templated transcription. NCBI's taxonomy places the organism in Eukaryota, Fungi, Ascomycota, Sordariomycetes, Glomerellales, Glomerellaceae.